AUGCAGAACGUCAUCAACUCCGUAAAGGGCACUGCUCUCGGCGUCGCGGAGAUGUUCACGCCCGUGCUCAAGGAAUCCAAGUUUAAAGAGACUGGGGUCAUCACACCAGAGGAGUUCGUUGCUGCUGGAGAUCAUUUGGUGCAUCACUGUCCCACGUGGAAAUGGGCAUCUGGAGAAGAAAGCAAAGUCAAGCCCUUCCUGCCGCCGGAUAAGCAGUUCCUCUUGACACGCAACGUUCCGUGUUAUAAACGCUGUAAACAGAUGGAGUAUUCAGACGAGCUGGAGGCCAUCAUAGAAGAGGACGACGGAGACGGAGGCUGGGUGGACACGUACCACAAUGCAGGGACUUUAGGAGUCACUGACGCCGUGCGGGACAUUUCUCUGGACAACAGUAAGGACAAGAACAUGAACGCCACAUCUAGGGCCUGUUGUGACAACGGUGAUGAGGAUGACGAAGAGGAGGGAGAAGCUGCAGAUAUGGAAGAAUAUGAAGAAAGUGGCUUAUUGGAAACAGAUGAGGCGACUUUAGACACAAGUAAAAUGGUGGAAACGAAGCCGAAGUCAGAGCCAGGAAGCGAAGACGCCAUCCUCCAAACCCGCACCUACGACCUGUACAUCACAUACGACAAGUACUACCAGACCCCCCGACUCUGGCUCUUCGGCUACGACGAGGACCGACAGCCUCUCACGGUGGAGCAGAUGUACGAGGACAUCAGCCAGGACCAUGUGAAGAAAACGGUGACCAUAGAGAACCACACCCACCUCCCCCCGCCGGCCAUGUGCUCCGUCCACCCCUGCAGACACGCAGAGGUGAUGAAAAAGAUCAUUGAGACGGUGGCAGAAGGAGGAGGAGAGCUCGGCGUCCAUAUGUACCUUUUAAUCUUCCUAAAGUUUGUGCAGGCGGUCAUUCCCACAAUAGAAUACGACUACACGAGGCACUUCACCAUCGGCAGAGGACAUGGCACUGAGGAGGGGGAGGAAGAGAAAGAGAGGGGGAGGAAGAGAAAGAGAGGGGGAGGAAGAGAGAGGGAGGUGGAGAGGGAAGAGAGGGAGGUGCAGAGGGAAGAGAGGGAGGUGCAGAGGGAAGAGAGGGAGGUGCAGAGGGAAGAGAGGGAGGUGCAGAGGGAAGAGAGGGAGGUGCAGAGGGAAGAGAGGGAGGUGCAGAGGGAAGAGAGGGAGGUGCAGAGGGAAGAGUCAAUCUGCGAAACAGUCGGGGACCUCUCUCUGGUCCCGUUCCCCGUGUGUGCCGUGUGCCGUGUGGAUGUCGCGGGUGGAGGUCGGCUCGUCAUGUCGGUGCUCUGGCCCACGCUGCUGCUCUGUGCCUCGGGCUUCUUCUCCAACCUGCGGCCGUCGGAGCCCUUCCUCACCGCCUUCCUCAUGGGACCUGACAAAAACCUAACCGAGGUCCAGGUCGUGAAUGAGAUCUACCCCAUCUGGACGUACUCGUACCUGGUCCUGCUGCUCCCGGUGUUCCUGGCCACAGACUUCCUGCGGUACAAACCGGUUCUGAUCCUCCAGGCCAGCAGCUUAGUGGCCACGUACGUGAUGCUGAUGCGGGCCCGCAGCGUGCGGCUCAUGCAGCUGAUGGAGCUCCUGUUCGGCCUGGCCUCUGCCUCGGAGGUGGCCUACUUCUCCUACAUCUACAGCGUGGUGGAGCCGGCGCACUACCAGAGGGUGACGGGCUGCUGUCGGAGCGCGGCGCUGUUCGGGUCAGCAGUGGGCUCUCUGUUGGGCCAGCUGCUGCUCUCCGUGGGCCGGGUGCCGCUCUUUCACCUGGUGGUCAUCACGUGCUCCUCGGCCGCUCUGGCCUUCGUCGUGCCCUGGUUUCUGCCCAUGCCCCAGAGGAGUUUGUUCUUCCACAAGAGUCCUGCAGGGGGCGCCGAGGGGCCGGAGAGCAGCACCGGGCUCAUGCAGGGGGAGACGGACAGUAAAGUGCCGCUCCAGGAGAACGGACACGGCUCUGGGGAGUCCAGACCGACCGGCUCAGGCCACAGCGGGGGUCCACUGGUGGUCCUGCGGCUGCUCUUCUCAGACCUGUGGAGCUGUUUCCGCUGUCGCCCCCUGCUGGCCUGGUCCCUGUGGUGGGCCCUGGCUACGUGCGGAUACUUCCAGGUCAUAAACUACAUCCAGGUGCUGUGGGAGAAGGAGCGGCCGUCCCAGGACUACCACAUCUACAACGGAUACGUGGAGACGCUGGCCACGCUGCUGGGGGCCCUGGCGGCGCUGCUGGUGGGGGUCCUGCCCGUGGCCUGGUCGCGGUGGGGGGAGCUGAGCCUCUGCCUGCUCUCUCUGCUCAUGUCCCUGUGUGUGUUCGGGAUGGUCCUCCUGCACAACAUCUGGUCCUGCUACAGCCUCUACGUGCUCUUCAGGGCGGUCUACAUGCUGCUCAUCACCGUGGCAACGUUCCAGAUCGCCGCCAGCCUCAGCGUGCAGCGGUACGCCCUGGUGUUCGGCGUGGACACCAUGGCGGCGCUGCUGCUCCAGUCUCUGCUCACCGCGGUCGUGGUGGACUCGGCCGGUCUGGGUCUGGACGUGCACACGCAGGUCAGUGCACGUGGGCUUUGUUUAUGGGAAAGGAUCCUAUUACUAUCACAAGGAUACUGA
Molecule: messenger RNA, 2604 nt
Organism: Knipowitschia caucasica
Lineage: Eukaryota; Metazoa; Chordata; Actinopteri; Gobiiformes; Gobiidae
Source: the annotation of a GenBank genome assembly